GGCGGGGGUAUACAAACAGGGUUUUCCGUUGGCUAUGAUGUGAGGCGCGUAGUUUUAUGCUAUGUGUACUCUGUUACCGGCGUUUUCAAAUAAUUAUGCGAUAUCAUUAUGGCUCUCACCGCUGCUGAAAUAUGUUUUCAGAUGGACCCGCGACUCAGACCUUCUCAAAGUUACUUGGAAUUAUUUUGAGGCGGAACAUGGAAAGGGGGCGGCAGGCGGUAUCGGUGGCUUUAUUAAGCAAACUACUGACCGAUUUGUUACCAUUGGGAAAGAUAUUUCUGAUGCUUCUUCCUCUGAGCAGCUUCUGAAAGACAGUAGCAAGGUGAAGGUGUACCUUAUACUUGAUGAAGACUUUGAAAACAUGGCGAGAGAAAUUCCAACAGAAAUAGUUCCUUUAUAUGGCACAAUGAAACUACAUCAAGCUUUUACAGAGGAAAUCGGAUCGCUGGAGUAUCGAGAGUUGAGCUGUUUUUGCCAGCAUGGUUUCUGUUCUUGCAUGUGUCCAGAAAUUCAUUAUCUGCCUAAAGAAACGAUUGAACAAUCAAAUCCUGCUACGUUAUAAGAUAUUACUAAUUUAAUUGUUCAAAACAGGAAAUCAAUUUACAAUGUUGUAUACGGUUCGGACUCGGAAUUUAGUGAUAAUCAACCUGGAUUGUCAAAAGAAAAAGAUGAUGAUAACAAGUUAAUUGAGAAGGAAAAUAUUCAUUCCAGUAAAAUCAAAGGAGUCGACGUUCUAGUAAAAAUUUCCUCCUCUAAAAACGAAUACCUUGGAAAAGCUUUAAAUGGAGUAGUCGACGAUGAAGAAGUAAAAAUAGUAUUCUUGAAGUCUGUUGACCAUACCGUAAAAACAUUUAAAUUGGUCGAAAAUGAUAUAUCAUACGAACAAUAUGAAAGUUUGAUAAGAAUUGUUUCUGAACUUAAAAAGAUAAUUAAGGCAAGACAAAAGGCUCUAUUACCAUUUCCCCACUCCUUUAGAAAUAUCUGAAAAAAAAGGUAUCAGUUAACUAAUUUUAAUUUAAUCUCAGCUAGAGCGUACUUGUUUCUUUAAGUUUUAACGUCUAAUAAUUACGAAAAGAAAGUUUUGUGAUUAUAUUCAUAAAUUAGUCAUAAAAGUACAACUAUGUUACGAUUCCUACAACUCUGUUACCUUUAUGUCCC
This is a messenger RNA of Acanthoscelides obtectus, 1158 nucleotides long. The record is from the annotation of a GenBank genome assembly. Lineage: Eukaryota; Metazoa; Arthropoda; Insecta; Coleoptera; Chrysomelidae.